Molecule: messenger RNA, 2117 nt
Organism: Xiphophorus couchianus (Monterrey platyfish)
Lineage: Eukaryota; Metazoa; Chordata; Actinopteri; Cyprinodontiformes; Poeciliidae
Gene: cacnb3a
Product: calcium channel, voltage-dependent, beta 3a
Exons: 14
Coding region: 307-2010 (567 amino acids)
Biological process (GO): calcium ion transmembrane transport
Cellular component (GO): voltage-gated calcium channel complex
Molecular function (GO): voltage-gated calcium channel activity; protein binding
Source: RefSeq, a predicted model, not a curated record
UCAGCGACGAAAGACCUGUAAGGACUGACGCCUCGGCGUUGAAGGUUUAAUUUAGCUCCGACGUCUCUCCUGCUCGCUGCAGUCUCUCUACCCUCUGAUGUAACGAUUGUUUUUACUCUAUCAUAGGGAGGGAGAUAGUUUUUUUCCCCUGGCUUUGCAUGAAUGUUACGGGUCGCUUCUUCCCUCCUUCCAGUGUUUUUUUUUCUUCUUCUUCUCCUUCCUGCACAUAGAUGUAUUUGGUGCGUCUUGUUUCCUCCUCCAGUAACGCAUGUCUGUGUGCCGUCCGCUUCCCUGCGCUCUCAAUAGAUGGUGCAAGUCAAAAUGUCCAAAUCGCCCGUAGACCCUCUGUCUGCUGUGGAAACCGGCUCCCAGUCGCAUUAUUUCCAGCUGCCCAGGAAGUUGCCUAAACGUAAGAGUCGCUUCAAACGCUCAGAUGGCAGCACGUCCUCAGACACGACGUCCAGCUUCAUCAAACGACAGGGGUCGGCUGAUUCGUAUACCAGUAGACCGUCGGAUUCAGACCUGUCAGCCGAGGAGGACCGCGAGGCGUAUCGGCGUGAAGCCGAACGCCAGGCACAGCAGCAGCUCGACAGAGCUAAGUCCAAACCUGUAGCGUUUGCCGUAAAGACAAAUGUGAGUUACUGCGGAGCUCUGGAUGAGGACUGUCCUGUCCAAGGAGCUGCAGUUAAUUUUGAUGCCAAAGACUUCCUGCACAUCAAAGAAAAGUACAACAAUGACUGGUGGAUCGGGCGGUUAGUGAAAGAAGGAGCGGACAUAGCCUUCAUCCCCAGCCCUCUGCGACUGGAGGCCAUGAGGCUCAAACAGGAGCAGAAACAAAGGAAAACAGGAGGCAACUCCUCAAGUUUAGGGGACAUGGUGUCUGGAAGCUGGAGGACCACACCGCCAUCUGCAGGUGAAUCUAAACAGAAGCAAAAACAGGAACAUGUCCCUCCCUAUGACGUGGUGCCCUCUAUGAGGCCGGUGGUCCUGGUGGGACCAUCACUGAAGGGCUAUGAGGUGACAGACAUGAUGCAGAAAGCUCUGUUUGACUUUCUGAAACACAGAUUUGAAGGAAGGAUCUCCAUCACCCGUGUAACUGCCGACCUGUCCUUAGCAAAGAGAUCCGUCCUGAACAAAAGACCCAUCAUGGAGAGGUCCAACACCCGCUCCAGUCUCGCGGAGGUUCAGAGUGAGAUUGAGAGAAUAUUUGAGCUCGCCAAAACCCUGCAGCUGGUGGUUCUGGACGCUGACACCAUCAACCACCCCGCACAGCUCGCUAAAACUUCCCUCGCUCCCAUCAUUGUCUACGUGAAAGUUUCCUCGCCAAAGGUGCUGCAGAGGCUGGUCAAGUCCAGAGGGAAGUCUCAGAGCAAACACCUGAAUGUGCAGAUGAUGGCUGCAGACAAACUCUCUCAGUGCCCCCCAGAUAUGUUUGAUGUCAUUUUGGAUGAGAACCAGCUAGAGGAUGCUUGUGAGCAUUUGGCCGAAUACCUGGAGGUCUACUGGCGCGCCACUCACCUGCCAGGAAACACCCCUCUGAACCCGCUACUGGAGCAGAGCCUGAUGACCCCGCCCUCCGCCAUCUCUAGUCUACAGAACAAGAACCAGACACAGCCGCAGGACGCAGUGGGCUUGGAGGGCGAGGAAGAGGAGGAGGAGGAAGCUGGUGAGGAAGCCCACUCUCCGCUGGAGCAGGACAGUCUCAUGCCAUCUGAUGAGGCCAGCGACUCGCUGUCCCGUGGCCGCAGAGGAAGCCCAUGCCACACGGGGGUCGAAGAGGAUGAAGAGGAGGAAGAAGAGGAAGAGGAGGAAGAGGAUGGUUGCGCCUCCCCCUGUCAUGGCUGCUCAUAUAGGGACAGGUACCCCUCCCACCGAGGGCAUCCAGGCAGCGACCACAGCGCCAAUGGGCACGAAUCACAGGACAGGCUGCUCCAGCGCGAAGCCCAGCAAGGUCACAACCAGAGGAACAACCGCCAGCGCAGCCGGCCCUGGCCCCGAGACAACUACUAGGACCAGCGCCCCCUUCUGGCCUCCAGGCCGCCAACACGACUCCCCUCCUCUCUGAGCCCCCCGGCUGAUGCACAGAUCCAAACACAUUAUUUAAAAAAAAAAAAAAA